AUGCCACUCAUCAUAAUCUCUGGAUACCCGUCCUCCGGCAAGACUCAUAGAGCAUCGCAACUCGAGGCCUUCUUCAACGAGAAGACCCGCAGCUCCUCAGACCCACGCACCCAGCGCCUCAAGGUCCAUCACAUCAACAGUCAAACACUCGGCUUGUCGCGCGAUGUCUACCACACAGCACGCGCGGAGAAAGAUGCUCGCGCGGCCGAGUCUUCCGCCGUAAAGCGGUUCCUGACUCGGGACGACAUUGUUAUAGCGGACGGUUUGAACUACAUCAAGGGCUUCCGGUACCAGCUGUAUUGCGAAGCGAAGGCAGUACAGACGCCUAGCUGCGUAGUGCACGUAGGAACGCCUGCAGAAAAAUGCCGCGAAAUCAACAAAGAGCUCCUAGCCGAUAGCCAGAAAGACGGGGGGUAUAGCGAGGAAGACUUCGAGAACCUCGUUUUCAGGUACGAGGAGCCGAACGGCAUGACUCGUUGGGACAGCCCGCUAUUCACGGUCCUUUACGACGACGAGACGCCGCCCUUUGAGCAGAUCUGGGAUGCGAUGGUGGGCAGUGACGGUAAAGCGAAGGUCGUCAGGCCGAACCAAGCUACGGUGUUGAAGCCAGCCACGGAGCAAAACUACCUCUACGAGCUCGACAAGACCACGUCAGACAUCCUCACCCAGAUAAUGGCAUGGCAAAAGGACCAUCCAGGCGAAGGCGGCGGCGAGGUCACAAUUCCCGAGAUUGAGAAAGUAGUCGAAUUACCAGCAUCGCCAACCACGCUACCGCAGCUGCAGCGACUGAGGCGAGCAUUUAUCAGUCUGAACCGCCAACAUUCGCUAUCGAAGAGCAGGAUCAAGGACCUUUUCGUCGACUACCUGAACGACAGUUUUCAGCGCUAA
Molecule: messenger RNA, 888 nt
Organism: Coniosporium apollinis CBS 100218
Lineage: Eukaryota; Fungi; Ascomycota; Dothideomycetes
Exons: 4
Coding region: 1-888 (295 amino acids)
Source: RefSeq, a predicted model, not a curated record